This is a messenger RNA of Acaulospora colombiana, 703 nucleotides long. Lineage: Eukaryota; Fungi; Glomeromycota; Glomeromycetes; Diversisporales; Acaulosporaceae. The record is from the annotation of a GenBank genome assembly.
AUGAAAAAUUCAUCACUUCGGCAUUUCAAAACUUCAAGUUUGCAUCAAAUAAUUCUACUAUUUGUAUGCUCUCUCACAAUCGUGGGUUGUGCUCAAGAAUUAAAAACCACUGAGGAAUUUAGACGAACAGUAAAAUCCGCAGCAGUACCGUAUCCACAUGUAUUUGAAGAAGUAUACGCGGAAAAUGAUUUGGACUUCAUAGUUGUUGGUGAUUGGGGAUAUCAGGGAAAAGGUGUUGGGAAGAAAAAGGGAGAUCAAGUUCAUGUUGCUUUUGCCAUGGAAAGGAUUUCAAAGAAUUUUGGAACGCAAUUUAUAAUUAAUGUUGGAGAUACAAAUGUAUUCUAUUACGAUUACAAAUUUUUGGAUAACAAGAAUUCACUCAAAAGCAAUUUAUAUGACUUUGGAAUUAACGAACCGGAGACAGUUGAUGAUAGGUUGAAAUGGAUCGAAGAAAAAUUAGAAGAGAAUCAAGAUUCUAAGUGGAUUUUUGUUGUCGAGUAUCAAUCAGCAAAGCCUUCGUCACCUACUACUUAUUUUACCUCGGGAUGUGGUAGUAGAUUCGGCCCAGGGUGUGCGGGAAGAGAUUGGGGAGUACCAUUAGGAACUUUUGGAUUCUUACACGUGAGAAUAAAGGGUAAUAGUAGUGAAUUGAAUUUUGAAUACGUGAACGCUACAACUUAUAAAUCAAAAAUUGUGCAUCAGG